AUGACCUCAACCCGCUCCACCCAUGGCACCAAAAGGCCAGUCAAGAACACUCGCUUUGCACACGAGCUGGAGUCGUCACAACAGCAACUGUCUGCGUCUAACAACUGGUCCAAGGAGGACAGCAUCGAGCAAGAGGACAGUAUUGAGCAUGAAGACUGUAUCGAUCAUGAGGCCGAUGAGACGGUUUGUCUCUCACAGGACCCGCUCUCGCAAGUCGCGGAAGACCGAUCGCCUCCACCAGUCUCCUCGCCUAUACCCGUCUCUUCACCUGUACCUGUACUGUUGUCUGCACCGGCACCAUCUUCGGAGAACAUUCCUCAGGCUUGGUGGACCUCUCUCCAACAAGAACAGCUAGUGGCCUACACUCAGCAACAGCAAGAGCUCUUUGCUCAGGCCGGGCGGGUGUACGAGAGGCUUCUCUCCUGCACCUCGCAGCAGGAAUACGAUCAGCUGACGUUGGUGAGGCAACACCUAGAUCAGAAAGAAAAGGAGCUUCGAUACAUGUUGGAAGCACGACAAGCCUGGGAAUCUUUCGCCCGUACAUACGAGCAGCGCCUGACGUACCUUAACUCCCGUACGCAGUCUAAUCCUUAG
Messenger RNA from Linnemannia hyalina, 594 nucleotides. The record is from the annotation of a GenBank genome assembly. Lineage: Eukaryota; Fungi; Mortierellomycota; Mortierellomycetes; Mortierellales; Mortierellaceae.